CACACACACUGCUCGAAGUGCGAACCCCGUCGGCGGUCGCGAGCUCGCAGCCGGCGUCCGGCGGCGUUCGGUCCCCCUCGUCCGCAACUUCGGCGACACCCAAAUUCCCACCGAGGGGGGAAAAAUGGAGGCCUCGUCGCCUCGCCGCAAGUCACGGCCUCCACCGCCGCCAGAGGCCGUGGCCUCCCUCCCGCCGGAGAUUCUCGAGCAGGUCCUCUCCUCCCUCCCGCUCCGCGACGCCGUCCGCACCUCCGCGGUCUCCCGCGCCUGGCGCCGUCUCUGGGAAUCUGCUCCCGGCCUCGCUCUCGAGUGGCGUCCCGGCACGGACGCCGCCGUGGUCGACGGCGUCCUCCCGCGCUACUCCGGCCCCGUCCGCAGCUUCGAGUUCGACCUACACCAAGGGUCGUUCUGGCGCGCCGACGACUGGGUCCCCCACCUCGCCGAUAAGGGAGUCCAGAUCCUCAAGCUCCACUUCAGCUAUGAUAGUUUUUCCCCCUCCGCCCACUACAUGGACGCUUCCAUCUUCUCCUGCCGCGAGCUCAUCAGCCUUGACUUAAGUGGUGGUUGUAAGAUCCUGGCCGCCCCAUCGGGAUUAGCCAGGUUCCCGAAGCUGACCAGGUUAUGCUUACGGGAAGUUGGAUUCCUGGGUAAUGGGGGUGAGGGUUUUGGAGGCGUUGAUUGCUGAGUCGCCGAUGCUUGAGAUUGAAGAUCUUCCAUCUAUUGAGGAAGUGGUGAUCACAACAUAUGACGACACUGAUGGCCGUGAUUUUGUGAAGCUACUCACUGGGUUGGCCCGAGUGAGGAAACUUAACCUUGAGAUACAGUUGAGGAGGUUCAAUACUCUGGAGGGACUGUCAUGUUCCUUUGAGAACCUAAAAAAGUUGACACUGCACACGGACUUCUGCGCAUUACCUACCAUCUUAUUUACACUAUGCUUACUAAAAAAUGCUCCGUAUCUUGAAAACUUGUACUUUAAGAUCAUGUGGGGCAAAACUCAGGAUGUUGAAGUGGUUGUGGACCUUCUCAAUGCGCAGUGGAUUGGAGGUUCGUUUGGCAAUCUUAAAAAUGUAACUAUGGAUCGGGUUGCAUGCAAGCCAAAGGAGACGAUGCAUUUCAUUGAGUUCGUGCUAUCCAAAGCACCACGACUACAGGAACUUCAUGUUAUUCCAGUUGAUGACUAUUGUCCAAAGUCCAAAGAAGAGUUACUUGAGGAGAUAAUAAAGUAUAGAAAAGCGUCUCCACAAGCAAAGCUCUUCGCCAGUCGCAUAUAGAUGGCAAACUACUCCCUGAACGUCGUGUAUUUAAAAAUGGACGGAGUACCUUUUUUUUUUUUGCAUUAUCUGCAAGAUUGCAGAAUGUUUAGGGUAUCUUUACAAUUUGCGUAGCCGAGUAUCGCGAGAUUUUUUUAAGUGGAUCCACGAAUUCUUUUUGAAUAGAAAGUCAAUGUAUCUAACCAAUUAUUUCACAGGAGUACUAGCUACUGAAGGUUAUUUCAGAAUAAAAAAAAGUAAAGUCAAUCAUUUAGCUUA
This is a messenger RNA of Setaria italica (foxtail millet), 1529 nucleotides long. RefSeq lists its product as uncharacterized. NCBI's taxonomy places the organism in Eukaryota, Viridiplantae, Streptophyta, Magnoliopsida, Poales, Poaceae. The transcript is spliced from 5 exons. The record is from RefSeq and is a predicted model, not a curated record. Bases 651 to 1271 code for a protein of 206 amino acids.